Emiliania huxleyi CCMP1516 is the source of this 1008-nucleotide messenger RNA. RefSeq lists its product as hypothetical. The record is from RefSeq and is a predicted model, not a curated record. The transcript has a single exon. The coding region runs from base 1 to 1008 and encodes 335 amino acids. NCBI's taxonomy places the organism in Eukaryota, Haptophyta, Isochrysidales, Noelaerhabdaceae. Gene Ontology annotation, molecular function: protein binding.
AUGCCCGGCGCGCUGCUGUACUGCCUGCAAGUCGGCGUCACCGUGCCCUCGUGGUCGACGCUCCGUGGCAAAGCUCCGCGCGUGAGCGGUCACGCGGCGGCCGUGACUGAGGCGGGCCGCGUUCUCCUCUUCGGUGGACUGACUGAUGGCGCCGGCUCGCCGUGCACAAACGACCUUUGGUCGUGCGAGGACGGCGCGUGGUCCAAGCUGGCGCCCGCCGGAGACGGCCCGGGCGUCCGCAUGUACCCGGCGUCCGCCAUCGUGGACAGCUCAUUGUACGUGUUUGGAGGCUGGGACCCGGCGGCGCCGGGCUCGGGCGGCUCCUUCCUCGACGAUGUGUACAAGCUAGACGUCGCGAGCCUGACGUGGGAGCGACUCGUGCAGCCGAUGCCGUGCGGCCCCGUCUCGCGUCACAGCGCGUGCACGGUCGGCAAGGAUGUCGUCGUCGUCACCUUCCGCGGCGUCACCGUUCUCGACGGCGCGACCGGCGAGAUGCGCGAGCAGCCGACAACCGGCGAGGCACCGGUCGGACUGAGCAUGUGCGCGGCCGCGCCCCUGGGCGAGUCGUCGAUGCUCGUCUUUGGCGGCUCGACCAAGACGCAGGGCAUGUCCGCUGACGUGCACGUGCUCGACACGACCAGCUGGGCGUGGCGCAAGCUGCGGCCCGAGGGGUCGGCGGAGGACGGCCGCGUGCCCACGCCGCGCGGCUCGUCGAGCGCGGCGCCCGAGGGCGAGGCCUCGUGCCUGGUCUUCGGCGGCGCCGGCCUCGGCGGCGGCGGGUACGAGGGCGGCGCCGGCCUCCGUGCAUUCGACGAGACCUGGCGCGUCCGAGUCGACGGCGACGUGGCCCGCUGGGAGUGCGUGCACGAGGGCGGCGAUGAGGGCGCGCCCGCGCCCCGCGUGGCGGCGUCCCUGUCGGCCCUGCCCUCGGGAGCGUUCCUGCUGCAGGGUGGGUGGGACCCCAAGUCCAAGGACACCUUUGACGAGCCGCACGUGCUCAGCGUGUGA